UGAUACAUUAUUAAGGGGGAAAACAAUAUUGGCAGCGGAUAAAACUUUCAUUUGUAUUUUUAAAUGAUAUUGCGUAAAAAACGUCUAAAAAGCACACUUCAGUUUGUAUUUGGGAUGAAAUGAGCUAAAAAUGAUGCAAAUUAACUGAAACUAACAUACUACUAAAGCUCUUAAAAGGACUCAACGAUUUACUCAAGGAGGGGAAUUAUACAGGUACUUAAGGGGACGAUUAAAUGAUGCCCCAAUGCAUAGUUGUGUAGAUGUUAGUGGCAUCAGCAGUAAGACUAGUUUGUAUUACCUCUAAGUUCCCAUUAAACAGAGGACUUUAUAAUUAUUUAAAACAAGGUUUUAAUUUUGCAGUAUUUAACAAUUUUUCAUCAGUAAAACAUGUUUGGUGUUGUGAUUUUUCUCCUGAUGGUAAUUCACCUCAGUCAGCUGAAUUCACUGAUGUUCAGUGAUAUGUUGGAUACAAGUCAAAAUUACAUAACGCAACUUAGUGCCAAAGAUGACUGUGGAAAGCCUCUCCAUUUAACUCCAUUAAUUGAAAGCGGGAAAAUAUCUGAAGCUCAAAAUAUUUCAAGAGUGACUGACUUGGAGCACAACAUUAAAAGUCAUGCAGGUUUCUUGACAGUUAACAAACGUUUUAAGACGAACUUGUUUUUUUGGUUUUUCAAAGCAAAAUCUAACGAUUGGGAAAAUUCACCGUUGUUAUUGUGGUUACAAGGUGGACCUGGUAUGACCUCAUUGUACGGCUUAUUUAUGGAAAACGGACCUUUUGAAAUUAAACGCGAGUCUGCUGAUGACUUUUCACUACUUAAUCGUAAAUAUGCUUGGACAAAUGAGUACAAUGUUGUUUAUAUUGAUAACCCAGCAGGAGUGGGUUAUAGUCACACUGGCUCAGAGAAAGGCUAUGCCACUAAUCAAAAGCAAGUGGCAAACAAUUUGUAUAAAGCCUUAGUCCAACUUUUUAAACUAUUCCCAAGCAUACACAGUAACAAGUUUUUUCUGACAGGGGAAUCUUAUGCAGGCAAGUACAUACCAGCAUUAGGAUAUAAAAUUCAUUCUGCUAACAAAAAAUCAAAAUUUCGAAUAAACUUGACAGGACUUUUCGUUGGAAAUGCAUUUUUUAGCCCUGGCGACCAGAUGAUCUAUGGAGACUACUUAAAAAUGAUUGGCCUUCUUGAUGAGAAUCAACAACACAUAUUCAAUACAUAUCAAGCAGACGUAAAAAAAUUAAUAGAUAAAAAAGACUGGUUAAAUGCAACCUUUAAAUUUUCAGAACUGUUCUUUAGAAGUAUUUACGGGUAUCCAACUUUAUUUAAUAACUAUACAGGUUUAUCACAACAUUAUAAUUAUAUUUCUGAUUCCCCUGCAGAAAGUGGAGAAAAUUAUAGAAACUUCAUGGCAUUUUUGACAAAAGCUUCAACCCGUAAGAUGAUUCACGUGGGAAAUACUCCCUGGGGGGAAUACAACACAGUUGCAUGGCAUCUUAGGGCUGACAUAAUGAAAUCAGUUAGCACAUGGCUAGAGGUAUUACUGGACCAUUACGAUGUUUUAUUCUAUAACGGUCAAUUAGAUGUAAUUUGUGCUUAUCCAGGAACAGUCAACGCAUUUAAACAGCUCCAGUGGUCUGGGACCCAGGAGUACAGACAAGCAGAUAGCAAAAAGUGGUACAUCGAGAACAAACUUGCAGGGUAUUACAAAAAAGCAGGGAGAUUUAUCGAUAUAAUGGUGCGGAACACGGGACAUAUGGUCCCUAGGGAUAACCCUUUAUGGGCUUACACUUUACUAAAUCAGUUUGUAUCAAAAAGUUUGUAGCAUGUACCUCGGUUUAGAGGAAAUCUCACUAUGUAAAUAUAUUUUUGUAAUGAUUUGA
Molecule: messenger RNA, 1876 nt
Organism: Bemisia tabaci
Lineage: Eukaryota; Metazoa; Arthropoda; Insecta; Hemiptera; Aleyrodidae
Product: venom serine carboxypeptidase
Biological process (GO): proteolysis
Molecular function (GO): serine-type carboxypeptidase activity
Source: RefSeq, a predicted model, not a curated record